ACACACACACACACACACACACACACACACACACAGCAGUCACUGAUCAUACACACACCGAGCAGUCUCUGCUCACACACACUGAUCUUACACAUACAGAGCAGUCACCCCCCCUCCCCUCCAGCCACCGGACCUCUCAUUACACAGCUCAACACCCAAUACCACUUGAAGCUAUGGUAGCGAAAUCCGAAAGUCCCUGUAGUGAUCGGUGUCUGUGAGUCGGUGCUGGGGAGGCGAGGUACCCGGGACAGCAGCGUGCAGGUGAGGCGGAGGGCGGACGGGGAGUCGCUGGGCUAGGAGUGCUGCUGGUACAGAUCUGCACUUUCUCCCUCUCUGCCCGCCGCGCACUCCGAUUGGCUGAGGCUCUGACAGCUAAGCGUUCUAUUGUAAGGAGGAAGCCACGCCCCCCACCAGGGCCCUGGGACCAUUGAUAAAACUCUAUGCAAGUUCUGUACUAGCCCUGAAACCCGGCCAGUGCGAGACAGGAGGGCACGCAGCGCCCUGUGCCACCUCUGCCACCUCUGCCACGCCGGCCUCAUUACACAUUGCCAUGGAUUGCCGCCACCGGGAAUAAGUGUGUAAGGAUUGGCUGUGCAGACAGGAGCCCCGGAUACGCCUCCAAGAGGGGAAGAAGAAGAAGGAGGAAAAGAAGAGUAAAAGUAGUGAGGAAGGGGCCAUGCAUAGGAGGCUCAGCCUAGCGCUGCACCUGGGCUCACUCUGGGCGCUGUGACACCGCAUCUCCACGCAGACUUACUCUAUACUGGCACUGCUCACCGGCCUGACUGGCGCAGCAGCAACACCCUGAGAGGUCAGCACCAUCUGCCCACCCCGCACACUGACCCCCCGCCUCCUAGUGUGGCACUGACACAGGGCAUCUGUCUGUCACACUGACUUCCACGGGGCAAAGCAUUGGAUCCCUCAGCGUACUGCGACCCCCCGGUGUACAGCCCGGACCUGUGCCCAAACAUGAUCGCUGCCCAGGCCAAGCUGGUCUACCAGCUGAACAAGUACUACACGGAGCGCUGCCAGGCCAGGAAGGCGGCCAUCGCCAAGACCAUCCGAGAGGUGUGCAAAGUGGUGUCCGACGUGCUGAAGGAGGUGGAGGUGCAGGAGCCGCGCUUCAUCAGCUCCCUCACCGAGAUCGAUGCCCGCUACGAGGGCCUGGAGGUGGUCUCUCCCACCGAGUUCGAGGUGGUGCUCUACCUCAACCAGAUGGGGGUCUUCAACUUCGUGGAUGACGGAUCCCUGCCGGGCUGCGCGGUGCUGAAGCUGAGCGACGGCCGCAAGCGGAGCAUGUCCCUCUGGGUGGAAUUCAUCACGGCCUCCGGCUACCUCUCCGCCCGGAAGAUCCGCUCCCGCUUCCAGACGCUGGUGGCCCAGGCCGUGGACAAGUGCAGCUAUCGGGACGUGGUGAAGAUGAUCGCGGACACCAGCGAGGUCAGGCUGCGGAUCCGGGAGCGCUACGUGGUGCAGAUCACCCCGGCUUUCAAGUGCACUGGCAUCUGGCCCCGCAGCGCGGCGCAGUGGCCCCUGCCACACAUCCCCUGGCCCGGCCCCAACCGGGUGGCCGAGGUGAAAGCGGAGGGCUUCAACCUGCUCUCCAAGGAGUGCUACUCCCUGACCGGCAAGCAGAGUUCCGCGGAGAGCGACGCCUGGGUGCUGCAGUUUGCAGAGGCCGAGAACCGCCUGCUGAUGGGCGGCUGCAGGAACAAGUGUCUGUCCGUGCUGAAGACUCUGCGGGACCGGCACCUGGAGCUCCCGGGGCAGCCGCUCAACAACUACCACAUGAAGACCCUGCUGCUGUACGAGUGCGAAAAGCACCCCCGGGAAACAGACUGGGACGAGGCCUGCCUAGGGGACAGACUGAACGGCAUCUUGCUGCAGCUCAUCUCCUGCCUGCAGUGCCGCCGGUGCCCGCACUACUUCCUGCCCAACCUGGACCUCUUCCAAGGUAAGCCCCACUCUGCCCUGGAGAGUGCGGCCAAGCAGACGUGGAGGCUGGCCCGGGAGAUACUCACCAACCCCAAGAGCCUGGAUAAGCUAUGAGAGCCUGGGAUGCUGCCACACUCAUUCAUGGUGCAAGGACAGAGACCUGGCACAGCCCUGGCAUGUGGGGGGCCAUAUACCCCACUUCCAGCCAAAGCCAUGGAAGACCACAUUCCACUGACGGCCACUGCAAGCCACAGGACAUUGCAUCAGGGAGACUGACUUCCACUGCAAGCCACAGGACAUUGCAUAGGACAGAUGAGUGGAGUACACACAUUCCCAAUCUCCCCACGCACACUCAGACUGCUCUGCUGUAUCCGAAAGUAACAGGACGCUGCAGCACACCAGGAGUGCAUAAAAAGUUAUGGUCAAUUCCCUCUAUAUAUCUUUUUCUUCACUUUAUAUAUUAUAUAUAUUACAAACACAUAGCACACUCAAAUACUAAAUGCACUUGCAGAUCACUAAACAGGCAGGGGAUUCCGAAUUAUCACUUGAAUGAUUCUAGCAAUAACUUAUACCAAUUGACUGAUAGAGGCACACGGCUAAUGAUCACUGUUUAACUCAUUGGUGACAAGGGAGUCACUACUAUGGCUUAGCCGGGGCUCUUCACUCCCCUGUCACUAAAAUGUAACUGAAAUGUACUGGGUACAAAAUGUUAAUUAUUAUUUGAUUUUAUUUAAGUCCUACAUUUAAUGCAACGUCAGACAUUUUUACAAGGCUGGUUUUAAAAAUGAAUUCAAAGCAAAAAGCAUUGAUCACAACUUUUUCCAAACUCCUACAUACAAUAUUUCACGGGGCCACCAGACACCAGAGACUGUAAAGCGAUCCCAGCUCACUGUAGCUAUGUCUAAAAGAAAUCUGCUUCACUAGGUGCUCUUGGGCUAAUUGGGAACACAGAGCCAUUCCUUUGUCUACGUUUGGCAGUACCAUUACUGAUGUGUAAUGAGAAGUAAGAGUGGACCAGGCUUUAGCACCCUUCAAAGGGAUUGUGUUUUUCUCUAUAGAGUUGAGACAUAAAAUGACAUUUCGUUGCACGAGAGGGGAGGUAGGGGGGACCUUCUCCUUCCAAACAAUGUGAAUCAAGUCACAAGAGAAGCAAUCGGACUUAAGAAAAUUGGAGGUACAUUUUCAUAUAAAAUGUAGCAAUUUUCUUUUUUUUUAUUUUGCCUGAAUGUUUGUCACAAAGUGAACAAAAAAUUAUUUAAACUAUAUAUGUACAAAUUUCUCUUUAAAAAGUUUACCGAUGUUAAAUGUAUUUUAGUGCCAACGUCAGACUGCGGUCUGCAGCUGACACAUUGAAACCUGAAGAAGAAUAAAAAAAAAAAAAAAUGCUUUAAGUUCAGACCAGUUGUCUUGUUGGCUGUGAUCGGUGGAGAAGUGAUUUGUAUGUGGAUGAGUGAGAAUGUCCUGAGUAUCCUUUCCGUUGGGUAUGCGUAAUUACAAUGUUUCACUUUCUAGCACUUGUAAUUAUAUCGUUUUAAUCUACUCAGUAAAGAGCCCAAUUAUACACGAAUCUUCUAAUUCUCCUGACUGUAAUACGAACUAAAUUAUUGUUUAGUAGAGAUUAUCAACUCUAUAUUGCACGAAAUAUCAGCAGCACACCGGUAAAAAAAAAAAAAAAAAUGCUCCCUUGUAAUCGGGAUCCGUGCUAGCCGACCGACCAAGGCCCGGGAGUCUUAAAUACAAUUAAACACAUUACAACUAGUAUUCAGAAUAUUUAAAAAUGGAUUGCAUUGAGAUGGAAGGAAAUGCAAUGUUAACGAAUCGUUUUACUGCACAUUACUUGCCGAUUUGAAAUGAAUGUUAUGUCUUUUUUUUA
Molecule: messenger RNA, 3805 nt
Organism: Pseudophryne corroboree (corroboree frog)
Lineage: Eukaryota; Metazoa; Chordata; Amphibia; Anura; Myobatrachidae
Gene: MAB21L2
Product: mab-21 like 2
Exons: 1
Coding region: 967-2046 (359 amino acids)
Source: RefSeq, a predicted model, not a curated record